Phycodurus eques (leafy seadragon) is the source of this 2921-nucleotide messenger RNA. It is a transcript of the gene galr1a, whose product is annotated as galanin receptor 1a. Lineage: Eukaryota; Metazoa; Chordata; Actinopteri; Syngnathiformes; Syngnathidae. Gene Ontology annotation, cellular component: membrane. Gene Ontology annotation, molecular function: galanin receptor activity. The record is from RefSeq and is a predicted model, not a curated record. The coding region runs from base 233 to 1255 and encodes 340 amino acids. The transcript is spliced from 3 exons. Gene Ontology annotation, biological process: G protein-coupled receptor signaling pathway; positive regulation of cytosolic calcium ion concentration; negative regulation of adenylate cyclase activity.
GAGACUCACAUUCACAUGACUGAUUCGCUCCCAAGCAUAUGUAGAAUGUUUCAAUGGAAUCCGCACUGUGACGCCACUUGAAGGAGUACACCGCGGGAUUUGGACAAACUCAUCCUCUGUCGAGAAUGUUCACUGGUCAAAGCUGACAUCUAUCCGAGAAAAAGACGAAGCCGAGGCGCAGAAAGAGCUCAAAUCAAUUGGUCUGGCGAGCUUCCAAGUUGACGAGGAAGCCAUGAAUCUCACGGAGUCGCCGUGGGACCUCAACCGAACAGAGCAAGAGCAACUUUUAUUCGGGAUCGGCGCGGAUAAUUUCAUCACCCUGGUGGCGUUUUGCCUGAUCUUCGUACUGGGUGUGCUGGGCAACUCCAUGGUGAUCACCGUGCUGGCACGGAGCAAGCCAGGAAAACCACGCAGCACCACAAACAUCUUCAUCCUCAACCUGAGCAUCGCGGACCUGUCCUAUCUGCUCUUUUGCAUCCCCUUCCAGUCUACCAUCUACAUGAUGCACACCUGGGUCCUGGGCGCAUUCAUUUGUAAAUUUAUCCACUAUUUCUUCACGGUGUCCAUGCUGGUCAGCAUCUUCACCCUCUCGGCCAUGUCCGUGGACAGGUACGUGGCCAUCGUACACUCCAGAAAGUCCUCCGCCAUCAGGGUGGCCAAACAUGCCUUGAUCGGCGUGUUGGUCAUUUGGAUUCUCUCUCUGGCCAUGGCAGCGCCCAUCAUGUAUUACCAGAACAUCUUUCACGGGGGAGAAAAUCUCACAUUUUGCUGGGAAGUGUGGCCAGAACAAAACCAGAAAAAAGUCUAUGUGGUGUGCACCUUUGUUUUUGGCUACGUUUUGCCACUGCUGCUCAUCUCUUUUUGCUAUGCAAAGGUUUUAAAACAUUUGCACAAAAAGCUGAGAAAUAUGUCCAGAAAGUCUGAGGCAUCAAAGAAAAAGACAGCUCAGACAGUGCUGGUUGUGGUGGUGGUGUUCUGUCUGUCAUGGCUCCCUCAUCACGUGGUUCACCUUUGGGUAGAGUUCGGGACCUUCCCACUGAACCAGGCUUCCUUUUUCCUCCGGAUUGCUGCCCACUGCCUGGCGUACAGCAACUCAUCUGUCAACCCAGUUAUCUAUGCCUUCCUGUCAGAAAACUUCAGGAAGGCUUAUAAACAAGUGUUCAAAUGCCAGAUUGGCACCGAAGAUGUGCCCUUCAACGAGAUCAAGGAGGUCCGCAGUAAGGCAGACACACCAACCAACUGCACCAAUGUUUGAUAUUCAAGGUUUGCAUAGAGGUGUAUGACUAAUUUAUGGCAACUUUAAAACUAAAACUGAAUUUAAAGACAGUGAAAGCCCAAAAUUGUAGAUAUUACGUGGCUGUUGCCAGGGCUUUUCCACAUAACCGCUGUAAGGUUUAAAUUAUUUGCACAAUGUUUUCAAAUCUAAUAUGUUCUUGUCUAAACUUUCUCUUUUUGUGAAAUCUUACAUUGAAGAAUGGACCCCAACAAAUCAAAAUAAUAUUAGUUUAGUUUAGUAAAGAAAUGUUCUUCCUCUAUGAAAAACUGUGCUGGGUAAUAUUGCUUAAUCUAACCAUGAAGACUCCUGAGUUGAUGUCACAACUACAGUUCGGUCCAGAAGCAUUGGGACAAUGAAUUUUCUUCAUUGAGAUGCUUUAACAGGUCUUCAGUGGAGCCACCAUCACUUGCUGCUUGUUUGUGGGGCUUGCGUCUUCACUUUACUAAGUGAAAAUGAAAAGCAUGCUCGAUUACCGUAGCUUUAGAUCAGGUGAAAAAAAUUUCCAGUGAAGAAUAUGCUUUUUUCCCUCCAAAUGUAUUUAUUUUUCAUGUACCAUUUAAUGGUAAACUCACAAAGGCAGCACGGUGAAUGUGUGGUUAGGACAUCUGUCUCACCGUUAUGAGGUUUGGGGAUUGAAUCUCAGCUCAAGUCCUCAUGGACUUUGCAUGUUCUCCCCGUGUUUGUGUCAGUUUUCUGCAGGUACUCUGCCUUCCUCCCAUAUUCCAGGUUAAUUGAAGUCUAAAUCAGGGGUCACCAACCUUUUUGAAGUGCAUGUUCUCCCUGUGCCUGCGUGGGUUUUCUCUGGGCACUCCGGUUUCCUCCCACUUCCCAAAAACAUGCAUGGUAGGUUGAUUGAAGACUCUAAAUUGUCCGUAGGUGUGAAUGUGUGCGCGAAUGGUUGUUUGCUUAUAUCUGCCCUGCGAUUGGCUGGCGGCCGGUUCAGGGUGUACCCCGCCUCUCGCCCGAAGAUAGCUGGGAUACCCUUGGAUGGAUAUUCAUCGAGGUGGCAUGGUGGACAACUGGUCAGCACAUCUGCCUCACAGUUCUGAAGACGUGGGUUCAAAUCCGGCCUGUGUGGCGUUUGCAUGUACUCCCCAUGCCUGCGUGGGUUUUCCCGAGGUACUCUGGUUUCCUCCCACAUCCCAAAAACAUGCAUAGUAGGCUAAUUGAAGACUAAAUUGCCCACAGGGCAAAACUUGAUUUCUAGAAAUCAGUGCAAAUAUUUUCAUUUUAGAAAUGAUCACAACGUUCCUAGGAAAUCACAAUGAUCCAUCGCUGGUGAGCUAUUUUUAGAGCAGGCAUGUGGGCAAAUCAUGUGGUCCUAGGGGGAGACCAGGUGCCCCCAGGCACCAUGUUGGUGACUCCUGCACUUAAUUGUAACAUAGUUGUGAGUGUGAAUGGUUGUUUGUGUCUAUGUGCCAUGCGAUUGACUGGCGACUAGUCAAGACAAGUGGGAUAGAAAAUAAAUAGAUGACAUUCACCACAAAGACCAGUGCCACACCCGCUUCAAAAAUGUCAGAAUCUUGAGGGAUCCAUCAGUUAAAUUCAGCUAUGGACCAAAGAUUUCAUAUGGAAGCCUCCUGCUACUACAGUCCAUAAUACAGUAUUCUGAAAGAUUUGAGAUUUGGCAAAAUUGCUUGCUACA